AGAAAAGAAAAAUAAGCAUCUAAUGUAAAACUACAAAUUUGUCUCCCAUGUAGUAACUGCAAUAGCGGUUCCAAGAUCGCUCCCACCCCCUGUCGUAGAGCCACGUAUCAAUCUGAUUGACCGACCUCCAGUCACUUGCGUGCAUGCGGGAAACAAACCGAUAAACGCAUUUCGACGUGCACAUAUUGUUAAAAUAAAGAAGGCAGCAAUUGGCUAUAAAUGUCUACAGUUGUUGGUGCAGCUUCUGACGCUGUUCGUAUCUGGCCAGCUUAAAGAAGGACGGGCACACCGGUGCAGAGUCUCCGCCAUCUCAGUCAACGGUUCCGGAAUCUUGGCUUCAUCUACACGUAGUUAAGUUUGCAGUAUCAGGAUUGGACUGUGACAGUGGGCGAUUUUAUAGCCCAUCUGUAGAUUCUCUCUGACAUUCUUGCCCUCAGUGGAUUUUCCCAUUUUAUAACAGUAUCAUUCGGACAGUACACCAUCAUCAUCUUCAAUGGAUUUCUUCUAUCUAUUUUUAAAGGGAUUUUGUCUUUUUAUAGAGGGAUGCUGUGUAAGUAUAACGAUUGGAUUAACAAUCGUACGUUAAACACUGGUUUACCGACGAAUACAUUCAUCUCAUUUUUCGCUAUCAACUAAAAGGGAUGGGUGAAAUGUUUAAGUACAACCGGGCCAGGAUGCGUUAGCCCCCUGCAAAAAUCUAAAAAAUUAAUGACUAGAGCGCCACUGGGCUGUAGCUCCUGAAAUAGGCGAAGAAGGUGGAGCUUAAACCUAUAACUUUCUCUAAUUCGUCUGGGCUAGACGGAAGCUUUUCUUUUUUUCUACACCCAUACUUUUUAAAACUUCGCCGCACCUUUCGGGCAGAUGACUAGAUGAGACUGAAGAGAUUUGCUUUACCUGCUGUAGACUUCAUUGUGACUUGCGCGUUGACAGUACCUCUGUUUGUCCCACAGAGAAGAGACCUUCGAAAAAUAAGGGGGUAAUCGCAAUGACGGGCCUGCAGUGGGGUUACGGAGAAGACAAUGGUCCAUCAGAGUGGCACAUUGAUUUUCCAAUUGCCCAAGGCAGUCGGCAGUCUCCCAUAAACAUUGUCACCUCUGAUGCUGUGUAUGAUCCUGACCUCUUGCCUUUAUCCAUUUGCUAUGAUAGCUGCACCACCCUAAGCAUUUUCAAUGAUGGGCAUUCAGUUAUUGUUGAAUUUGAUGAUGUUGACAGCAAAACAGAACUGACGCCACGCUUCCAGUUUCUGUGGAUGCAUUUUUUUAAAGCCCUUCCGUGCUGUCGCAAGUAUUUGUCAGGCCUGUUUAAACGUCAGACAUCAACUCGGCAGCCAGGUGUGAUCCAGUCAGGUCCCCUGCAAGUACCAUAUAGACUAAAACAAUGCCAUUUCCAUUGGGGUGGGAAGAAUACACAUGGCUCGGAGCACACUGUGAAUGGCAAAUCCUAUGCCUCAGAGCUGCAUUUGGUUCAUUGGAAUGCUGUAAAAUAUAAAACUUUUGCUGAGGCAGCUGUUGCUCCAGAUGGACUGGCUGUGAUUGGCAUCUUCAUUGAGACUGGUGAUGAUCAUCCAGGUUUACAUCAACUAACAGAUGCAUUUUACAUGGUGAAGUUUAAGAUGCAUAGGUUUAGACUGCUUCUUUUCAGCAAUGAAGAUGAGGAUCGACUUCCCAUGAUAGAUAACUUUCGGCCUCCACAACCACUGAAAGGCAGGAAGGUGCGAGCAUCAUUCUGUGAAUAAGGACAAGCCCAGGCACUGACUUUGUCAAGUGUAUUCUGAAGGACUGUGAUUCAAGUGUAUUCUGUUUUUAUAGCCCACAGUAAAUCUCCCCAGAAUGCUGAAGCUGAAGGCUAAAUUCAAACUCCUGGAAGACAAACAGAAUAGAUUUCUUUACUAGAGCCAGAAAGAGAAACACUGCUGAAAAUAGCCAUUUUGGAUCUUUAUAGAACACAUAGAAAACAAGCUCUGGUCUCUUUGACAGGACUACUUUUCUUAGAUUAUUUUCUUGAGAUUAAUUUAUCUCGUGAGUGCUGUUAGCAUGAUACAUUAUAAAUAGAACUGUUAAUUAAAUGUGUAAAAAAAAAAAACAAAUGGAAAGAACAAAAUGUGUUUGGGGGUUACAAUGAUAGAGCCUAGGUAAUUAUUGGUUUUAAGAAAUACAUUUGCUGUACAGAAGAUUCAUCCCAAAGCUAUUAUCUGUAGUUUACUGGAUGUUUAAAGGCAUACAUAAUAGAGUGAUUCACAUGGGGAUUCUAAGCAGUGUGGGUGCACUAAUGUUUAUGUGGGUCUGUUUAAUAUGCAAUAGCUGAGUGUUCAUUUUUUUUCCUGUUGCACUGUUGAAAGGUGCUAAAAACUGAACAUCAUUUCCAUAAGGGGCUUGAGAACGAAUAACUCAUUCGUUGUUUAGUGAGUAUUUAUUUGAUAAUAACAGUUAUACAUAUUAGCAUAAAGUAGGACAGAACAGGUGGUAUUUUGUACUUCUAGUUAUUGAUAUUUAUUAUUGAGUCAGUGUGGACAAACUUAUUUAAAUGAGUUCAAGGGGAAUUACUGUUGCAUACAUUCAUUUGACUGAUGUUAACAGAAUCCAUAAUGUAUGACUGUUCUUCGUAUGCUAAAACUAAAUGAAGAUUACAUUUAAUUGCUAGGACUGAUGCGAAAAAGAAAUGUGAUACACAAUAAUUAUCAAUCAGUGACAGUGAUCCCUACAUGAGCCACUGUUUAUGCUUGAUGGAUGAGAUUAUUAUUUAAAGAAGUGGCUAACUGGUGAGGCUAAAGCCAUGGGCACACACCAGAACCAGAAAUGACCGUGAAUUGAAGGCAAAAUACAAAAAAGGGAUCUGUGUGUUACACCUCAUCUGGUACAUUAGUGCUGUAUAUUUUAAAUCCAGCUAAUAUACUUAAAUAAUUUCUUGCUGCUCUAUUGACUAUUCAUUCUGAUACCACAUUUAAAUGAUUUCAGUUGACCAAUAUGAAAAACUUUGCUUAGGUGAACUGUGGUGGGGACUGUAGUUUGUGGUGUUAUGAACAUACAGUUUGUUUGCCUAUAAGAAGGACUCUUCUAGUGCUUGUUCCACCAAAUAUACCUCUGUUUAGUAAUUCUUGCACUACACACUAUGGGAAACAUUACUAUUAGGACUGGCAUUCUGCAUGCUCAGUAGAGUGGUCAAGUACUAAUAUUGUUGAAGGUUUAAUUAUGACAAAAUUAACCACUGGGUAGUAUGCUUUGUAACAUUUGUUAAUGUGUCAUUGCUGCAGCUGAAUUAGUCAAGUUCCAGUUUCCUAGUUUAUUUGUUGACAAUCACAGCCUGAUAAAAAAACAUGGCUCACUACUAAGUAAAUCUGUGAACUUUAGUUUCAGGGCCUUAACCCUUGGGGUGAUUUACAGAUUACAGACAUGUUCCAGCAACAUUUGGAUCAGAAACUUUAUAAAGUAAUGUGUUAGAUCUCGAUAUAUUUCUGAUUAGAAUAGGAUGAUUAGUAAUGGGGUAAAGAAGAAAAGUGUGUCUGACAUAAAACAUCCUCUAACUGAUUUGUAGAAAAACAUGUUCCCUUAUUGCUACUCUGCCGGUGUGUGGUGGAAAUCACUGCAGCCUACAUUCACAUUCAGAAAUGUUUAUAAAUAGUCCUACUGUUCCUUUAAUAGUAAAAGCAAAAUUGUAAAAAAGGUGCCCUGUCUACUGUUAAGAUUUGCCAAUAGUCCUAAUGUGUAAAAUUAAGCAUAAUUAAGGCAUCAUGGAAUACGCAAAGACCACAAUGCUCCUUUUUAAUUAUAUAGUUGUUUUAAAGAGCUCAUUAAAUUAUUUGAGUCAUCUGCAAUUUGUGAGCUCUGCUGAGAUAUUAGAGUCAUUACCAAAAACCGAAACAUUUUUCUAAAUGCCUAUGUGUUAGCCAUCUUCGUAAUUAUAUUAAGAAAACUGGUGAACCAUUUACUUUAACUGGUUUUUGCCUGUAGUUUUUUUUUACAUAGCACCUUCAAUGUUGUUCUCUUUUGAAGAUCUUGAUGUUCUAUAAUGCUGCUUCUUUAAUAAUAAUAAUUAUAAUAAUUGAUUACAUUUAUAUAAAUCAUACAUGCAAAUUCAAGAACCCAUAAUAACAGUGUCUUGACAGUGCCAGUUGAGAAACUGAAACCUUGGCCCUUAUUUCAAGUACAGGUAAAAUACCGUUACAACGAACUCCCAGGGACCUAAAAAAUAUUUCGUUGUAACGAAAAUUUUGUUGUAAUGAGAUUCUGCAUUUAUUGCUAUAGUGCUUUCUUUAACUUGCGUCCAGGCAUUUGCAAUCAUUUCAAUAGCUUCUUUCACAUUAAUUUUAAUCUCCUCCUGCCUACAAGUUAUGCUGAUGAGAAUUCUUAUCAGCAUUUCAUUGUGAUGAUGCACUUUAAGGGUGCGAAUGAUGCCCAAACCCACUGGCUGAAGCGCUGCCGUGCAAUUGGGUGGGAGGAAUUCAACGCGAACAUUAUCUAAAUGUGGAAGCAUGUUGUGGGCAGCACAGUUAUCAAUCAGAAGCCGAAUCAUCCUUUUAUUUUUUCUUCAUAUUGUGAGGUUUCUGAACUCUUUUGAGACCCCACUCCCCACCCAAUAGGAACGACACGCUGAAGUGCAUCCCGAAGCGCGAUUGCAGCGUCUGUGGAAGAUUGUUUGUCCGUUGCUAGGACAGGUCAAUAGGAGGCUCACAGCGCUGCAGUGAAGCACCACAGAAGCAAAUCAUAAAAGAUCGGGGUCGCGCUAUAAGUCCCUGUCUUGCACCCCAAAACACGAGGCUGAGUCUCAGUACUUUAGCAAAACCAGCUUUAUUCAGCUUGAAACAUGAAUGGCACAGUUAUUUAUUGUAGCGGGAUCUGCCACUCUGCUAUACACAGACACAGCAGUCAGGCAGGGUCGUGCAGGUCAGUGAUCAAGUAAUCCUGUUAUCUGCAUUUACAAUUACGUGCUCCUAACCUUGCAUCACCCAUCGAGAUCUUUUCUGUUCACGGAGAUUGCACUUCGGCAUGCUCUUCGGCUUGCUGUCUAGUUGUGGGAGGUCCCAAGAGAGUUUACAAACCUCACAUUUUCUUGAAUGAGUGCCGCAUUAAUAGGAAUGUUUCUUGAACGAGCAUCACUGAACCACAUAAAGACGACUUUUUCGAUGUCUUCAAAUGCAGCAGUACACAUAUGUUUGCAACCCGAGAUUUUUCUUCUUUUUUUGCUCUGUCUUUCAAGAAAGUUGACAGUGUCGAAAUUACGAAUUCACUGGCAACGUCCUUUUUUUUUUUUGCUGCAAUCGAGAGCUGCAAAAAAUUAGUUUUUUUUCUAAUAUGAACUGUUAUCAUUUUUUCGUGUCUGCCGUUUCUAUAGGAGAGUGACAAUGAGUUAAAUUCCAAUGGAUGUUUUUCAAAUGUUGACGAGCAAUAAGCAAAAGGUAUCACUGAAAACCACUGAAAACAAAAAUAGCAAAAAAAAAAAAAAACAGUACAAAGAAAGUUCAAAGAAAGAAAAAAAAAUUACAGUGUUUCUGUUUGGGGAUCGUUGUGCACAACUGAGCUGCGGCCACAGAACUAACUGCUCUGUGGAUGAUUCAUUCAGGCAUUUCAAGGUCUUUUGUGCACUUCGUUGUAAUGAAAGUAUUCACUGAACGUACUUCGUAGUAAUGAGAUUUCUAUAGACUAGUGUCAUAUGGGGAAGCUGUCAGGACCGUACAAAUACAUCGUUGUAAAGAUUUUCGUUGUAAUGGAAUUUUACCUGUAGUUUUAGCAUUAUAUGUCAUGAAAGACAAAAUAAAGCUAACUCAGAUAAUUUCACAAGAGUCGACAUGUGCUCCUGUCUUUUUGAUGUAAGUAAUAACAUUGUUUACUACAGCUCACUACCAUAAACACUUUUUAUUUUUACUCAUAGAAAUUGAUGUUCGCAUUUGUUCUUUUAUUUUGCAAGUGGAUGACUGCUUUAAGAUAAGUCAGAGCAGCUAUUUAUUCCCGGUUGAUUUCUUUUUUUUUGUGCUGUUUGUUUUUUCUUUGUUAAAGUGAUAAAACUGAAAAUUUCACAGGAGUAUUCUGGGCAUUACAUAUUUUAGUAUAGUUUCUGGGUAUUUUUUAUUUUUAUUUUGGCAGUUUUUAAAUCUUCAUGAAAUGUAAGAAAACAAAUGUCUAUUUUUUUAUUUUUGUCGGCUUUUUUUAUUUUCAUUAGGAGCAAAAAAAAACUUUGGAUGUAUUUAAAAGCAAUUCUGAAAGUAUAACCAUAAUAAAAUAUAUUUAACAAGCA
Molecule: messenger RNA, 6228 nt
Organism: Erpetoichthys calabaricus (reedfish)
Lineage: Eukaryota; Metazoa; Chordata; Cladistia; Polypteriformes; Polypteridae
Gene: ca7
Product: carbonic anhydrase VII
Exons: 7
Coding region: 986-1735 (249 amino acids)
Biological process (GO): regulation of intracellular pH
Cellular component (GO): cytoplasm
Molecular function (GO): carbonate dehydratase activity; zinc ion binding
Source: RefSeq, a predicted model, not a curated record